This is a messenger RNA of Staurois parvus, 549 nucleotides long. NCBI's taxonomy places the organism in Eukaryota, Metazoa, Chordata, Amphibia, Anura, Ranidae. The record is from the annotation of a GenBank genome assembly.
CCCUCCGUAUCAUGUGAUUCAGGUGUUCCAAUCCCCUCCGUAUCAUGUGAUUCAGAUUCAGGUGUUCCAAUCCCCUCUCAAUCAUGUGAUUCAGGUGUUCCAAUCCCCUCCAUAUCAUGUGAUUCGGGCGUUCCAAUCCCUCCUAAUCAUGUGAUUCGGGUGUUCCAAUCCCCUCCAUAUCAUGUGAUUCGGGUGUUCCAAUCCCCUCCAUAUCAUGUGAUUCAGGUGUUCCCCAUCCCCUCCAUAUCAUGUGAUUCAGGUGUUCUCCAAUCCCCUCCAUAUCAUGUGAUUCAGGUGUUCCCACCCCUCCAUAUCAUGUGAUUCGGGCGUUCCAUUCCCCUCCAUAUCAUGUGAUUCAGGUGUUCCAAUCCCCUCCUAAUCAUGCGAUUCAGGUGUUCCAAUCCCCUCCUAAUCAUGCAAUUCAGGUGUUCCAAUCCCCUCCAUAUCAUGUUAUUCAGGUGUUCCAAUCCCCUCCCAAAUCAUGUGAUUCAGGUGUUCCAAUCCCCUCCAUAUCAUGUGAUUCAGGUGUUCCAAUCCCCUCCAUAUCAU